This is a messenger RNA of Daldinia childiae, 1854 nucleotides long. RefSeq names its product putative bzip family transcription factor protein. The record is from RefSeq and is a predicted model, not a curated record. Bases 1 to 1854 code for a protein of 617 amino acids. NCBI's taxonomy places the organism in Eukaryota, Fungi, Ascomycota, Sordariomycetes, Xylariales, Hypoxylaceae. Gene Ontology annotation, molecular function: DNA-binding transcription factor activity. Gene Ontology annotation, biological process: regulation of DNA-templated transcription. The transcript is spliced from 3 exons.
AUGCGGUAUCUUCACCCCAAUGUGGCUGUGCUUAACGCCGAGCAAUAUGAUGGUGGGCGGCAUCCUAAACGGCCCUCUUCUAAAGUUAAUCGGAAGCCAAAUACUACUGUCGUCCCUACUGACAAUGCUCCUAACCCUAGAAAGAGGGGAAGGAAGUCAGCCGAUCGUGAACUAGAUGGUCCGGCGGAGGAGACGAAACGGUCCAGAGGUCGGCCGCGCCUUGAAACCAAGGACCAAACUCCCGGCGAGCGGCGACGGACACAAAUUCGACUUGCGCAGCGGGCGUACCGUAAUAGGAAAGAAAAUGCCAUCACGGACCUUCAAGCCAAGAUAGACGACCUUAAGAGUGUGAACAGCGAAAUCAAUAAUGCGUAUCAAGACUUAUUUAACUAUGCCUCUCAGCGUGGACUCCUAGCUCAGGCGCCUGAAUUCAGCCAGCAACUCCAAAAGCUCCAAACGCUUAUCAAACAGACCCAAGAACAGGAUAACUCUCAAGUCAAUGAGCAUAACAGUCCAGAAGGACACUCCGACGAUGACCAAAGGGACGUACAGAAUCCUGAAGACCUUGUUACCGAUGAAGAACCUGUAUCUACGCUACCUAAUGAUCAAACACCAGCUCUAUUGAGUGGCAUUGCAGUUUCACAUGAGCCCGUGGCCCAACCAGAACUUGAUGCAACAUUCGGCCUGGACCCGGUGUCAAAUAACGCCCAUGCCCACAACUAUGAAGUUAUCACGGCGCCGACUUUCGAAAACGCUAGCUUUGGCCUAAAUGUGCCUAUCAACACAGGUUUUUUAGACCCAGUGCAUUCCUCCUGGGCGAGUCAUCCGUGGAACAGGCUCACUGGCCCACACACCAUGUCUUUUAACGAGUGGUCGUUCGCUCGAAGGUUGCACCGCCACACGGUUGAAAGGGCUGCAGCUCUUAUUUCAAUGCCUAACCCACCUCCGGCUAAGUUGACGCGCGUUUUUGGGUUUGUCAUGUUAUUCGAAACCGUCGAUGAGAUAAGAUCGCGGACGGUGGCUACGCUCGACAGUAAUAAGGAUGAACCUUUGAGUUAUUGGAAGUACCCAUUUCAUAGGCUCGGCGGCUCCGGUACUCACUUCCCUGACCAGGCGGGACCAUCCAGUCUUUCGGGCUCGUCAACCUACCAGAGUCCAGGAUUCGGGACAGGACCCUUCAACGAGAGGACGACGAGGGUAAACGACACCCUACUAGGACCUUCCCAGUACAUCAAUAUGAGCGGUUGGGAGGGCACAUGGUUCGACUCGGACGAAGUAGAGACUUAUCUUGCACAGAAUGGAGUAAUUAUCCCGACGGCGGCCGAUAUACACACUGUCGAGAUCCAUCCAGGGGCGUUUUCCGACGUACAGUUACACUCUCAUCCCCAGCACAUGCAAGAUAUCCACCCGAAUGCAAUGAAUAUACCGCACAUAGAUGCAUCAUUCACUCUGGGACCACCUGCAACUAUUUCGUCUACGAUAGGAGAUCCUUCCCUCUCGACCGGGUCUGGUAUCACCACCGCCAGUACAGCUCCCCCGUUAGUGCCAACCAACUCUUGGCAGCCUAUUCCCGCCUCCUCAAACUUCUACGGUGGUGCACAGCAUACAGAGCAACUCACCCCGCCUUUUACCGCCUUUGACGACGUGACGGCCAAUACAUUUGUUAACCCUUCGUACUAUUUUCCGAAUCACGAAAUCGAGUUACCAGCCCCGGCAAUAACAUCGAGGAGAGUCGUUCUGGAUGUGAAUCAAUUUAUUUCAGGAUUGAUUGGAUCUGCCACUUGUCUCGGACGAGCCCCUUCUUUUAGACCUAAAGACAUCGUGAGCUCGUUCUGGAAUGCUGUGAUUGGUUAG